Messenger RNA from Rubroshorea leprosula, 669 nucleotides. The record is from the annotation of a GenBank genome assembly. NCBI's taxonomy places the organism in Eukaryota, Viridiplantae, Streptophyta, Magnoliopsida, Malvales, Dipterocarpaceae.
AAUUCAUCGAGCAUGGCUUCUUCGUCAAGCUCUGAAUCAUCAAUGAAAACAUGGUUUUAUUUCUGCUAGCUUCUAUCGUCUUCUUCCCCUCUUCGUCCUUCAAAAAAUUGAACACUGUUACCAGGGCCGCCGUUGGGGAACUCUGCUUUCCCUCAACAGGCGUAUUUGGAGAUCACAAUUUGUUCUGUCGGGGCCGCAAUGAUGACCAGAAAGGCGAGAAGGUCAAACUCAUACAGGAAAAUUCUAAUGUAAAGGCGAAUUCAAAAUCAGAGGAAAUGAAGCUUGAAGGCGACGCAGUGAUGAUCUUAGUAGGACUAACUGUAGGCGCUCCUCUUCCUUUGAAGCUACCCGGCAGCUAUCCGGGGUCCAUCGGAUUCAAUUCCGACGGUUCUGUCUAUCUUGAUGGGAUUAAACUUGUGUUUGGAUCGGAAAAAGAAGACUAGGGAAAAUCAGAGAAAGUGAUAGGUUGUGGGUCCAAUCCACGGCAAAAGAAAGUGUUUUUUCCAGUAGAUUCGCAGCUGGUGCAUGUGAUAAAUUGUAAAACAGAGGAAUUUGGAACUCCCCUGAAUUUUACAGUAAUCUUUUAAAAAAUACUUCAAAAGCGUGAGUCUUGUGUACUUUCUCCGUGUCUUUACAGUUUGGCUUUGCAAAUCAAACUUGUAAUCUUUU